Molecule: messenger RNA, 1346 nt
Organism: Stegastes partitus (bicolor damselfish)
Lineage: Eukaryota; Metazoa; Chordata; Actinopteri; Pomacentridae
Gene: pno1
Product: partner of NOB1 homolog
Exons: 7
Coding region: 103-849 (248 amino acids)
Cellular component (GO): nucleus
Molecular function (GO): RNA binding
Source: RefSeq, a predicted model, not a curated record
CGUUUGGGUCCUUUCCAUUCCACGAGGACACCCUCAUGCGUCUGUGGCCGAAGUCUGCUCCAGGUUUAACAGUUUGCUCUUGUUUACUACACUGCUGUUAGCAUGGACGCCGAUAAAAAUCCAACCCCAGACGCCGGAGCAGUCGUGGAGAGUACAGAUGACACUGAGUCCUUCACUAAAGUCAAGUCUAAAAAGACUCAGAAGAGAAAACGCGAACAAGAUGGAGCGGACAUGGACACAGAGGAGCCCGUGGCACACAAGCGGCCGCAGUUUCCCCCGCUGGCAGGCGACAAAUUACGGGGUCCAAACGACAUGCGCAAAAUCCCAGUUCCUGCUCACAGAUACACGCCCCUGAAGGACAACUGGCUCAAGAUCUUCACUCCCAUCGUAGAAAACCUGCAGCUUCAAGUCAGAUUCAACCUCAAAUCGAGGAACGUGGAAAUCAAAACGUGCAAAGAAACACAGGACAUCGGCUCGCUCACGAAAGCAGCAGAUUUCGUUAGAGCGUUUAUUCUUGGAUUCCAGGUUGAAGACGCUCUGGCUCUCAUCAGAUUAGACGAGCUUUUCCUUGAAAGCUUCGAUGUCACAGACGUAAAACCUCUGAAGGGAGACCACUUAUCCAGAGCCAUCGGGAGAAUAGCGGGGAAGGGAGGAAAAACCAAAUUCACCAUCGAAAAUGUCACAAAGACUCGUAUUGUGCUCGCAGACACAAAAGUUCACAUAUUAGGAUCUUUCCAGAACAUCAAGAUGGCCCGGACAGCGAUAUGCAACCUAAUCUUAGGAAGUCCACCUUCAAAGGUCUACGGCAACAUCAGAGUGGUGGCCAGCAGGACUGCAGAGAGGUUCUGAAGUGUGAUUGGCUGCCACGUGUAUUUAUCUCUUCCCCCAUUGGCUGGUGGAAACCCCACUGUGAUGUGGGUUGAUGAGGAGCAGAAAGAAAUGAUCUGAAAGGAUGAGUGUGUAAAUAAAUAAAUAAAAGAAUCCACUGAAAACAGGUUCAAGUGUUUGUUUCUGAUGAUAAAUUUAAAAAAAAGACCAAAACUCCUUUUACUUUCAACAUUUCAAAGUUUAUUUAAAUUUUAUUUAAUUUUCAUACAGUAUCAAGUUUCCAACAGUCCCACAGCAUAAGAUGCAGCAUGCAGAAAAAGGAAAAAAAGGUUCUCAAACUUAAAUCUUUUUCAGAUAUCCCCACACAAACUAAAAAGAACCCAAGUCCCUCAGAGAAAAAGUAGCACUUACAAACUAAAGCGCGGUCUGAACUAUACAGAGAACAGAGAGCCAGAACUGCAUUUAACAAAUACUUAUAUACAAAAGAAAGAAAAAAAAAAAAACUAAAUGAAACAAAA